Messenger RNA from Saccostrea echinata, 2526 nucleotides. Its product is annotated as aurora kinase A-like. The coding region runs from base 56 to 1000 and encodes 314 amino acids. Gene Ontology annotation, biological process: mitotic spindle organization; regulation of cytokinesis; protein phosphorylation. Gene Ontology annotation, molecular function: ATP binding; protein kinase activity. The record is from RefSeq and is a predicted model, not a curated record. Gene Ontology annotation, cellular component: spindle microtubule; spindle pole centrosome; chromosome passenger complex. The transcript is spliced from 8 exons. Lineage: Eukaryota; Metazoa; Mollusca; Bivalvia; Ostreida; Ostreidae.
GCGUAUGUUAGUCAGCUCUUUCAUCCGGGCACUUUGUUGAGAGCGGUUUUCAAGAAUGGAACCUAAACGGGUUUUGGCUGAAGUGACCAAUAAAACCCUGGAGAAUGCAAAGGAGCCAGUGAAAGAGUCUCCAAAAGAACAGGCAAAGCAAGAAAGAUCAAAAUGGUCACUUGAUAGCUUUGAUAUUGGAAAACCACUUGGAAAAGGAAAGUUUGGCACGGUGUAUCUUGCAAGAGAAAAGGCUACAAAAUUUAUCAUUGCCCUAAAGGUUUUAUUCAAGUCACAGUUGCAGAAAGCUGGUGUGGAACAUCAACUUCGCAGAGAAAUUGAAAUUCAGUCUCAUCUAAGACACCCCAAUAUAUUACGUCUGUAUGGUUACUUUCAUGACAAGUCCAGAGUUUACUUGAUCCUGGAGUAUGCUCCAAAGGGAGAGUUGUACAAGGAAUUACAGAAGCAAGGACGAUUUGAUGAAAAAAGGGCAGCUACUCACAUGCUGCAGAUGUUUAAAGCCAUGUCAUACUGUCAUGAGAAAAAGGUCAUCCACAGAGAUAUCAAACCAGAAAACUUGUUAAUGGGACUAACAGGAGAACUCAAGAUAGCUGACUUUGGCUGGUCUGUGCAUGCCCCCUCAUCAAGACGUACAACAUUAUGUGGUACCCUGGACUACCUUCCUCCUGAAAUGAUUGAGGGACAGCUCCAUGAUGAAAGGGUAGACCACUGGAGUUUAGGAAUUCUCAUGUACGAGUUCUUGGUGGGGAAGCCCCCCUUUGAAGCUGAAACAAACACAGAAACCUACAGAAGAAUAACAAAAGUUGACCUUCAUUUCCCUCCUUUUGUCUCACAAGGGGCCAGGGAUUUAAUAUCAAAGUUGCUCCGUCACAAUCCAAAGCACAGAAUUGACUUAAAAGAUGCUAUGGAACACCCCUGGAUCAAGGAAAACAGUCACAUUCUCCCCACGGGUAGAUCAGAGAGCAAAUCCUCAACCUCUUCUACAUCCUGAGGGACGUAGCUUGAUCUGGGGGUCUGCAAUAUUUCUGUGUGAUCUUUCAAUAACUGGUGGUUCGGUUGAAAACAGAACCAAAAACUUUGCACCUCAAUAUUCAGGAUUUUUAUAGGAUUAUGUCAGUGCUCACUGUUCAUACUUCUGAUUUUAUGGCCAAAAAAAAAAUGAGUGCUGUCUGGUCAUUCAAAUUCUUUGUACUUUGUUAAAUUUUUUGUGAUUAAAUGAAAUGAAUGGUCAUAAAAUUUUAGCACCCUAUGAAUAGGUUAUGGGUAAAAAGUUAGAUUUUGUAUCUUUAUGUUAAGACAUUUUUUCUUCAUUAAAAUUCAGUUAGUCGAGGGACCUUAAGUGAAAUUUACCUGAUGCCAAAAAUGUUGUUGCAUGAUUGAAAAUAAUAAUUUUUGGUGAAUUUUUUCAUGUCAAACAAUAAGCAAACUGAUUAUAAACUGUAGUUUUUCAGUGUAUUAAGAAAAGCAUGUAUAUAUAGAUUUUACUAAUAAGAUAAGGACACAUGGCAAGGUGGAAACUUUGAUUUCAAUUUCUGUUUAAAAGAUAAGGUAUCUUACUACCCAUGGAUUGGAUUAAUAUAAGAAUGAUUUGAGAGAUGUGUGAAUGCAUGUUUUUCUGUUAGUUUUGUGUGUACAGUACUUAGUGUAUAUACAGUUUCAUAUGUAUUUACAUGCAAUUGUUGAGAGACGGCAAUGUUGAUAAGUACUUUUUUCCCUUAAAUCUUAAGUUCUGGGUCAAUAUGCACUAAAAACAUUAAGUAUAAAUUUAUGAUUUAGCCAUUUUUCCCACAUCAAUUUUGGAGUAUGAAAUAAAUAUUUUAUCAAGUCUUGGGUUACAGUUUAAACACCAUAUUAUCCUCACAGGUGAAAAAAGAGAUGUAAUUUACAAACUCAGUAUUUUUUUUUUUGCAUGUAUGUAUUUUACAUAAAAUGAGAACAUCGCAAAUUCAUUUUCUAUCGAUGAAACAAAUGUACGAAUGAGUAUGGAAUGAUAAAAGUUUAGAGAUUCAUAUAAGAAAAUUUGAUGUGAAUCAAUUCUUUGAUGAUACAAGGAACAGUUUGGUAUGAAUCCUAAUAUUAAUUGAAUGAGAAUUUUUACACAAAUGCUUCCUCUGUCAAGUUAAAUAAUGUUACAAAAUUUAAUGCUUCCUCUUUAAAGUUUCAUCAUGUUUUUGUUUCAUUAUGUAAGAAACUUUUCAAUUUUGUAAAAAUUGGUUUGUUAUGUCCUUUCUGCAUCUUGGAAUAUACUUGUUCAUUCAAAAGAUAUAUGAAGCAAGAUGGUGUUCAUUUGUUUUAUCCAAGACAGUUGAUGCAUUUAAAAUAUGCUUAGCACAACUUGUUCCAUUCCAACCUUACUACUGUUUAUCAAGUCAUUUCAGAAAUACUGUAUUAAACCUUCAUUGCAUUGUAAUAUUACAGAAGUAUGCUAAUGAAAAUUGUGGUUGAAGCCAUGAUAUGAAGAGUGAUUCUAAAUCAUGACUGAUUUUAUCAUCAUCUAUUAAAUUAUUUUGUAUGCAU